AUGUCAGAGAGUGUCAAGAUCUAUGGGCUCACAGCCCUUCCAGCCGAUCAAUCCCAAGACAGACCUAGAACAACUAGCCCCCAGGCCAUGACCAUUUCAUCCCUUCAACCUCCAAACUCACCGCUGGCCGCGCGUGUCGACGGCUAUGUCAAAUCCAAGCUUGAUGCUGACACCUACCGCCACAGUUUGCGCGUGUACUGCUACGGCUGCGCCAUAGCGAGGCAGUGCUUUCCCGAGUUUGAUCUCACACCAGGCUCCAAACUCGAGGAAACUUGGUUCUUGACCGCCAUGCUCCAUGACAUCGGUACCUGCGACGAGUUCCUGACGAGCACUCGUCUCAGCUAUGAGUUCUUUGCCGGUGUCCAUGCCUUUGAUCUCCUGCAGAACCCAAAGGUAUCGGGCGGCGAGGGAGUCGCCCCUCGAGAUCAGACCGAAAGUGUCGUCGAGGCCAUCAUUAGACACCAAGAUGUGCAGGACAAAGGAAAGGUGACUCUAGUCACCAGACUGAUCCACUGGGGAACGCUGUUGGACAACAUUGGCGCUGGAAAGGAGUUGGUCCACCCAGAGACCAUCGAGAACGUCGUCCGAGAGCACCCUCGCCCAGGAUGGGCUGGUUGCUUUAAAAGAACCGUUGAGAAAGAGAAGAAGUUCAAACCCUAUGCUAUGGUCAGCCGAAUUGAAGGGUUUGAAGAGCUCAUUGCUCAAAAUGGAGCCGCGGGAGGACUGAUGGCCAAGUAUGAUGCCGCAAAAUAA
Fonsecaea pedrosoi CBS 271.37 is the source of this 753-nucleotide messenger RNA. RefSeq lists its product as uncharacterized. Bases 1 to 753 code for a protein of 250 amino acids. Lineage: Eukaryota; Fungi; Ascomycota; Eurotiomycetes; Chaetothyriales; Herpotrichiellaceae. The transcript has a single exon. The record is from RefSeq and is a predicted model, not a curated record.